Messenger RNA from Exophiala oligosperma, 810 nucleotides. RefSeq lists its product as uncharacterized. Lineage: Eukaryota; Fungi; Ascomycota; Eurotiomycetes; Chaetothyriales; Herpotrichiellaceae. Bases 1 to 810 code for a protein of 269 amino acids. The record is from RefSeq and is a predicted model, not a curated record. The transcript has a single exon.
AUGGGUCGCACUUUUGAAUAUCCCAAGACAUCCCUCAACACCGUCAACCGUCGCGGCCAUCGAGGUAAAUAUGACCUUGAAACCAUUCACACCCUGAUCAACACCUCUCUAGUGUUGAAUGUCUCUUUCGCACCUGGCUUCGACUCCAACCUGGACGAUUUUCCUGUGAUCCUGCCCAUGAUUGGCGCGAUGGGAUCCUUUGCGAACCCCUCCGCUGGCCUCGACGAGCCCCUUGACUGUUACUUGCACGGCUACGUCUCAUCGCGACUGAACAACCUCGUGCGCAAAGCAUGUGAAGCUGGCAAACCAGGCCUACCGCUUUGUCUGUCUGCGACAAAAGUCGACGGUCUCCUUCUUGCCCUCUCCGGGUUCAAUCACUCUUACGACUACCGCUCCGUCGUCUUGUACGGAUACGCCAAUAUUGUGACUGACCCGGAAGAGAUUCUGUAUGGGAUGCGGAUCAUAACCGACAAAGUCGUACGUGGACGAUGGGAAAACUCACGGCUCCCACCAACAAAGGCCGAUAUUACCAGCACAGGUAUCGUGCGUGUAGCAAUCAAGACAGGAAGCGGCAAAGUCAAAGCUGAUCCUCCCGGUGACGACAAGGCAGAUUUGGAAGACGGGGAGAUGCGUCAACGUGUCUGGGCUGGAUUCGUCCCCGUCACUGAGACUCUAGGCGAGCCGGUACCCGCUGUAUAUAACAGGGUGAACGGUAUUCCCACAUACAUUUCGCAGCAUCGACAAGAUGUGAACGAGGCGGUCCAGACCUAUUCAGAAGAAUUGGUUCAGAAGGUUCUCCAAGCUGAAUGA